Messenger RNA from Epinephelus moara (kelp grouper), 3813 nucleotides. RefSeq lists its product as uncharacterized. The record is from RefSeq and is a predicted model, not a curated record. Gene Ontology annotation, molecular function: hydrolase activity, hydrolyzing N-glycosyl compounds. NCBI's taxonomy places the organism in Eukaryota, Metazoa, Chordata, Actinopteri, Perciformes, Serranidae. The transcript has 6 exons. The coding region runs from base 71 to 1048 and encodes 325 amino acids.
UCCAACAGUUCAAACCAAUCACAGGAGCGUCUUCGGCGACUCUUUAAACUUUUCUUCACUGAAGGAAACCAUGGCAAGCAAGCAGGUGAUCAUCGACACUGACUGCGGCAUAGAUGAUGCUCAGGCCAUCAUGAUGGCCCUGGCAGCACCUCACAUUCAGAUCGUGGGCAUCACCUGUGUGUUUGGAAACGCAACAGUCAACCAUGUGUGUCAGAAUGUUCUGAGGGUGCUCUCCGUCUGUGAGCGCAAGGGGAUCCCUGUGUUCCGAGGUGCUGCUGGUCCUCUAGUUGGAGCCAGUAACCCCGUUAGUAACCACUUUGGAACUGAUGGACUCGGGGAUGUGAUUGAAGAUAAAGACCCACACUGGGCGGAGAAAAUCCAGAGAGAGCAUGCAGUCAAUGCAAUGAUUAGGCUGGUGAAUGAAAACAAGAAGCAGGUCUCCCUGGUGGCCCUUGGCCCUCUCACUAAUCUGGCACUGGCUAUCAGACUGGACCCAUGUUUCCCCCAAAAGCUCAAAGACCUGUACAUUAUGGGAGGCAACAUGGAAGGAAAAGGAAAUGUGACACUAUGUGCCGAGUUCAACUUUGCAUUGGAUCCAGAGUCUGCCUAUAUUGUUCUUGAGGAGUUUCACUGCCCUACAUUCCUCGCAUCCUGGGAGUACUCGUGCAGAAACGCACUGACGUGGGAGUUCUUUGAAGAGCUGAUCAAUCAGGACACACCUGCUUCAAACUUUAUGAAGUUAAUAACAUCGAAAUGCUGGGCUUACUCCAAAAACGUUAUGAAGAGCAAGAGAGACGUGUACUUUGGACCUGGCUUCGUCUCUUACGACGCCUACGCAAUGGCCGCGUGUAUUGACGAAAGUGUGGUAACAGAGACAAUCCAGUGUCCCGUCCGUGUGGAGCUGCAGGGUUCCAUCACUCGAGGCAUGAUGGCACUGGACCGCACAAAUGAGCUGAAGAAGAGCCACAGUGUGUUUGUUCUCACCAAGUGUGAUGUUGCUAAGUUUAGUAAGUUACUCAUGAAGUCUGUUAGACGACCGGAGAAGUAAUCAUUGAUGACAUGCAUCUGGGUGUGGAGAAAAAAGAUAAUGUUCUGCCUUCAAUCAAGUAAUUUUUGAGUAUAUUGAAUUAAAAAAAUAUGAUUUUUGCUUAAACCCUUUGUUUAAACUUGCUGACAAAUUGAGGUGAUGUACAAUAUCAACCUCUGUUCUAAAUUUCACUAGGGAUGCACUAAUGGAGCGACUUUAUCUCUUAAAAGUGACUAGCAACAAAUUCAGCAACUUAUUCAGAUCAUUGGGAAAAAGUCAGUAGUUCAUUUCCAUGCAUGCUGCUCAGAGUAAUCGCAGUGACUGUCUCUUUUGCCAGAGGUGCGGGGUCUCUUCUACCCCCUCUCUCCCCUCUUGAGCCGUGCACACACUGGGUCUUAUUCAUUAAACCUGAGCAGAAUGAAUUUGUGUGUAAACUGUUCGCAGAAGGAAAUUUACGGGUAUUUCAUCAUUCAUCAAUAUGUUAAUAGCUCCGAUCUUUUCAUAGAUUCUAACAAAGUCUACACCUGUUUUCUGAUUGCUCGUAGUGCUUGUGUAAAUAAGAUACUGCACAGAAUUGUUGAUUGUCAUUAUUAGAAAUUACAAUUUUAGUUUGUAUUGUGCUGUUAUGUUCAUGACAAAAGAUUAGAAAUAACACAUUUAGCUAGACUAGUUGGUAUUUAGCAGAUUUAGGCUUCGGAUAAAGAUUCUUAAAAACAUGAAGUAAUAAUUUAAAUCGACUUAAUACAAAACUGGAAAACACAGUUCUGCCACUAAAUAAAAUAACAUCUCCUCCUCUGCCCUCUUUAGGCACUGCAGUCCCAAACUGCAUGUCAUUUUUGUUUAAUUAUCAGAGACUUGACGUAGGAGAUGUAAACAUUAUUUCAAAUUGAAUAUUGGUUUAAAAAGACCUGUGGAUGUGGGAAAGCAAUUCGGCGUAUGUCUUGCUGGUGAACUCAAAUCUGCCAGAGAGUUAGAGGAAGCCGAUGUGGUUUUACGCCAGACUAUAUUACUUGUUGUUAAAUUUAACGGUGGGUUAUUACCGACAUCAGACUGCCUGCAUUAAGAUGUUUUAAUGGUGGUUUCAUUUAACAACAGAGACAGAGAAUGCCGAGGCUCAGGGCAAACACAGUAGUUAGUUGGCUGUCCAUGACGGCAGAUGAGGGAGAUGUGAUGCUGCUCUGCAGGGUGCUUGGUUUGCGUGCAGCUGACACAAGGGAAGCUGACGACGGAGGGGCAGGGGCUCGAUUCAAAUGACACUGUCAGGCAAACAACAUGCUUCUAAGUGUUUUUUCAAUUUUCUCAAUCCCAAUUCACCUAAGAUAACUUCAGAGUCAGCAUUGGACAAGUUUAUCUUUACUCUUUCUUUGUUUGCUCCAUGUUCACAGGUCGGCAGGACAGGACAGUAACUAUCACCUCCAUAUAUGGUCGUCACUGACAUAUUUAUGGGCACGGAUGUACACUGAUUGCUUACAAGUGCGAGCGUGCUGUCAAUUUAUUAUUGAUUGGCACUCAUGCACAUACACACGUGCCUACGAUUAAAUCUGAUACUAAUUCAUAAAUAUUUUUUUAAUUCUACAAACAAAUAGAUAAUUAUAGUUUUAAGUAGAUGAUGAAUAGUAGGCUCUCUGUAAUAUCACUACAUCCACAGUAUAGACUACUGUUUUCUCUGAUUGUUCUUCUCUGAUAUGUAAAUAAUUCAUUUGAGCAUAUGAAAGUCUGUUGCUCCUUUUUUCUUUUUGAAAAGUAAAACAUGCUACACAGAUAUACUACAAGUCAUUUUCAGCUGGAUUAUAUUUGUACAGAAAAGCUCUGUCCAGUAACCUGCUGUACUUUUUAUUUGGAGUUGAAGUGAGAGUAAGAGAAGGUCAGGUACGUUGGUGCAGCUUUGGAGAAGAUGGGAAAGUUAUUUAAUAGUCAGUGUUUAAAAUGAACAUACAUUCAAACCUUUCAUUAAAGGAAAGUGACAAUCAUGUUCGUGUAUGCUGUCCAUUAUAGAGAGAUGGAGAAAGAGAGAGAAUCAGAAUUGGCAGGUCAAACUAAAAAUUGGCCAAGAAAAUGUCAAUUGUUGCAAACCAUUACAAGGCCACCUUCAUAAAGUUUUUGUUCACUGUUACAUAUUUAACUGGGCUUCUGUCGUAACAAGCAGCUACAGCACCAAACCUGGGGCUCCCAUUUUUGCCCAGAUGUGCAGGAAAUGCAAUAGUUUGAUGAUGGGGCAAUGUUACAGGGGGUGUAAGAAAAUGUGUAUUUAAUACAGUUUAAAAAGUCAUUUUCCAUGAUCUUAUACAAGAAUACACUACUGACAUUUUAAAGCUUGAAACUUACCCUUUCACGUAUAGUGUAACCAAGGAUUGAACGUCCCAUCCAGACUUGCUGUGUUUGGAAGUUUUUUGGAACUUGUCUGAUCUCUCUUUCCUUUCCUGCCCUCGUCACCCGUACACCGUCCUCUCCUUGCCUACUCUCCUUUCUCCUCAUCUGUGCAUCACUAAGGUCCCCUGUCCUCUCUCAUAUCUAUGUUUGAUCCAUGGCCGUUAUCCAAGGGUGGAUAAACUCCUGGUGCCUGUCAUAUGACACAGAUAAGCAAAGCACAAUGUACAUUUCUAUCGCUAUAAAUUAAUUAAUUCAACACUAUAAUCAUGCUAUUUUUAAAUCUUUGUUGUUCUGGAUUUCCUCAUCUGAAGUGUUAAGGCCUUUGCACACCAAGUCUGUAUUAGUCUGGAUUUUUUGUAUGUUUUUUUUUUUUUUAAUACAUCACCCAAUAAAAAUCAUUGUGCACAUAAACCUUG